AAAUGAACCUUGUUCUCGUUGUUGGGUUAUUUCUUUGCCUCGAGUCAGCUUCAACGACUGCGACGCAAUGCUUAAGUUGCGCACCAAUGGUCAGCAGUGCCCAAUGUGCUACCACCAAAACUUGUUUAGAUGGGCAAGAAUGCUAUGCUAAGUACGUGUUGAAACAGAAUGGAACGGUAAUUUUCGAAUUCGGAUGUCACGAUUUUCAGACAUGCCCUGACCAGAUACCUAAGGUAACUGCUGGAACCCAUGUUAUAAUUGGCAAGCGAGCGACCGGCGAAACCGAAUUGUGCUAUAAAUGCUGUCAUGGAGAUCUGUGUAAUCAAGAAACACUUUGCACAGGCAUGACCACAACAACCCCUGUCAGCCCGUGUUCCCCCAGCCCCUGUUUGCGUGGGUCCUGUUUCAUAGGCAGCGGAAAUAAUCCCACAUUCUUCUGUCUGUGUCCAAGUGGCUUCACUGGACUUCACUGUGAAACGGAAAUCAACCCGUGUUCCCCCAGCCCCUGUUUGCGUGGGUCUUGCUUCAUAGGCAGCGGAAAUAAUCCCACAUUUUUCUGCCUCUGCCCGAGCGGCUUCACUGGCAUGACUUGUGAAACGGUCAUUUCUACAACUACUGCAAAGACAACGCCGAUUCCAACAGCAACAACGACAGUUCCGACAACCCUUGCCAACCCGUGUUUCCCUAGCCCCUGUGUGCGUGGAUCCUGUUUCAUAGGCAGCGGAAACAACCCCGCAUUCUUCUGCGUAUGUCCGACCGGCUUCACUGGGCUGCACUGUGAAAUAGAAAUCAACCCGUGUUCCCCCAGUCCCUGUGUUCAUGGGUCCUGCUUCAAAGGAAGCGGAAACAGUCCAACGUUUUUCUGUCUGUGCCCGAGUCAAUUCACCGGACUGCACUGUGAAACGGUCAUUACGACAACAACUGCAAUUUCAACGACAACGCCUAGUCAAACAGCAACAACAACAACAACAACAGCAACCACGACCCCUGUCAACCCAUGCAAUUCAAGCCCCUGCGUGCACGGAACGUGCUUCAUUGGAAGCGGAAACAGCCCAUCUUUCUUCUGCCUGUGUCCAAGCGGCUUCACUGGACUGCAGUGUGAAACAAUUUUUCGCUCAACUUCGUCCACAACAACGCAAACAACACCAACAUCAGCAAUCAUGACAAGAGCCUCUGCAACGACCUCUUUGAAAACAACACCAACGUCAGGAGCCGCCGGCCAGUUUGUCACCCUGGACGGAUACUGCCAGCAGACGUACAACAACAACUCCUACCUCUGCAGGAAACAGUACAGAACCGGUUACGAAUACGCAUGCGCGUCCCUUUACUGUUACGACGACGGACAACUCUUCGAAAAGUGCAUGUUCAGCAUUCCUCCGCCAGACGGCACGCUAUGCGGCAACGGAAAAUGGUGUAACGCGCACAGUUGCAGCGUUAAUAGGAACGCUCGGGUCACUUCCGAUGCGUGCCCGUUGGGCGAUUCCGAAAAUCCGGAUGUUCUGAUGGGCAAAAACUGCCAGGAGCUGUUUGCUAUGCGGCCGAGCUUAUGUCUGCUACCGGAAGUAGGGAACACGUGGUGCUGCGAGAGUUGUGCGGCGUUCAACAGAAGUACUCCAGACUCGUUUUUCGGACCUACGUUAAGCGCCGACGACGACUGCAAGUCCAUCUUCGGACUCAAGUCGUACUUCUGCCAGACGGACAGUAACUACGGCAAUCGCGACUACUCCGGUAUCUGUCUGAGCAUGCGCUGCUUUAACCCCACCAAACUCACGUGUGAUCCAUUUCCUGCCGGGGACGGCGUCCCGUGCGCCAGCGGCAAGUGGUGCGUAUCCGGUCGAUGUGUCAACUCCAGCUUAGCGUCAGUCGAUCCAGUAGCGGACUGUCUAUAUGGCGAUCAGUACGAGGCGUUCUGCAGAGCCAACGUCGUGUACCCGAACAUCGGCAAAUAUUGUUCCCAGUACGAGGCCGGAUGUUGCGCGUCGUGUCUGCGCCACAAGAAUUCGUCUUUUUCCGGCUGCGAGUACGGUGACGCCACGCCCGUUGAAUGUCAGGCUAAGAAGAAAGACGGCUCCAUCAAAACCACGUGCCUCAACGACCCCGCUAAUUGCUGUGACACGUGCGCUCACCUGAGCUCUACUGGAAACCCAGACUGUCCGUACGGUGACGUCAAUGUGGCAACGUGCAAUGCGUUGAUGAACGAUACUAACGGACCCGGAAACUGCUAUAGCCAGUCGCGGCGUACGGAGUGCUGUGACUCAUGCGCGGAGUACUACAACGCCACCCACCACGGUUGCGAGUACGGCGACCACUGGAAGGACUACUGCGCCGAGAAUGUAGUCCCGCCCAACGUGGCCACCGUGUGCGGCAAGUACGCCGAUCAGUGCUGCGAGACAUGCCGAAACUAUCGGGACCAAGGGUUCCCAGGCUGCCAGUACGGCGACAUUGACCCCGCCCGCUGCAAGGCGUACAUGGCAGACGACAAGGGCACAGCGAACUGCUACAAUACCGCCAUCCGGUCCAUGUGCUGUCUCACGUGCCACAAGAUUGAGGACAAGAACGCACGUGGCUGUGUGUAUGGUGACAGCAAGCCACGUGAGUGCGAGAGCCAGUUCAACGACACUCUGGGUUACGGCCACUGCUACAAUCUACAGACACAGAUUGACUGCUGUCGGUCAUGCGAACAGGCGAAGAACAAAUCCAUGAACGGCUGCGAGUGGGGCGACAAGGACUUCGCGUUCUGUUCAAGCCUCACCAGUGAGACGGCGUUCCUUUGUUUUCAGCAGAGCGACGCCUGUUGUGAGACGUGCCAACAGUAUGUAGUCUCAAACAACGCAGAGUGUCGCUAUGGUGACAAGAGCCCUGCCAAUUGUCAACUCUUCAUACCGAACGAGGAGGCAGCGCGGACUCAAUGUCAGAUAAGAGGGCUCGACUGUUGUGCGACCUGCAGUCGACUUGGACAUCCGGGACCUGGUGGCCACGUGCUGAGUUCCGGAAGUGCUUCCAUGCUUGGAUAGACACCCGGAGUAUGCCUCCAGCAGACAUCCAUUGUGACAUUGUCCUUGUUCAGAUUUUUUUGUUUGAUAAAGUCAGAAUGUGCUUUUCUGUUCAAA
This is a messenger RNA of Dreissena polymorpha, 3110 nucleotides long. Its product is annotated as neurogenic locus Notch protein-like. The transcript is spliced from 27 exons. Bases 3 to 3014 code for a protein of 1003 amino acids. Gene Ontology annotation, cellular component: plasma membrane; protein-containing complex. Gene Ontology annotation, molecular function: calcium ion binding. NCBI's taxonomy places the organism in Eukaryota, Metazoa, Mollusca, Bivalvia, Myida, Dreissenidae. Gene Ontology annotation, biological process: establishment or maintenance of epithelial cell apical/basal polarity; heterophilic cell-cell adhesion. The record is from RefSeq and is a predicted model, not a curated record.